Molecule: messenger RNA, 1248 nt
Organism: Rhodamnia argentea
Lineage: Eukaryota; Viridiplantae; Streptophyta; Magnoliopsida; Myrtales; Myrtaceae
Product: WAT1-related protein At5g40240-like
Exons: 8
Coding region: 31-1116 (361 amino acids)
Cellular component (GO): plasma membrane
Molecular function (GO): transmembrane transporter activity
Source: RefSeq, a predicted model, not a curated record
AGAGAGAGAGAGAGAGAGAGAGAAUUAGAGAUGGAGGGGAGAGCGAGGGGUUCACUGCCGUUUGUGGGGAUGAUCAUGGUGGUUCUGGCUCAAGCGGGCAACAUGGUGGUGAUGAAGAUGGCCAUGUCCGAUGGGAUCAACAAGUACACCAUGGUCUUUUACUGCAAUGCCCUCUCCUCUCUCGUCCUCCUUCCUUGUCCCUUCAUCAUCUCUCGCAGGUCAGGGUCGUGUCCUCCUUUCACUUUCUCUGUACUUCGCAAGAUCUUCUUGCUCUCUCUGGUUGGAUUCACAUCACAGAUGAGUGGAUAUGUCGGUAUCGAUUACAGCUCCCCUGUUCUGGGCACGGCCAUGAUGAACCUCAUCCCAGCUUUCACUUUCAUUCUCGCCCUUAUUUCAAGGAUGGAGAAAGUGAAUUGGAAAAGCUCAAGCAGCCAAGCUAAGCUUGUGGGAACCAUCGCUUCCAUUCUCGGUGCGUUCUUAGUCACUCUCUACAAGGGUCCACCGAUUCUCCGCUCACCUAUUCCUCCUGCUGCUGUCCAACCUCGCCGCCUUCUUUUUCUUUUCUCACGACAAUCGAAUUGGAUUCUUGGCGGGUUUCUCCUGGCGGCUGAAGCUUUCUUGAUAUCAUUAUCAUACAUUGGACAGGCAUUUAUCCUCAAAGAUUAUCCCGUGGUGCUGAACAUAAUGUUCUAUGUACUGUUCUUUCAGACAAUUUUUUCCGGCCUAUUGUCCUUCGUUACAGUGAGAGAACCACAAUCAUGGAUUCUUAAAGUAGACAUGGGUUUGAUUGCGAUUUUGUACUCGGCUUUGGUUGCUGGUGUCUUCAGAGUCACAUUGAGCACAUGGUGUCUGAAGAGAACCGGACCUGUUUAUGUCUCCAUGUUCCAGCCCUUGGGAACUGUAUUUGCUGUUGGAUUGGGGUUCAUAUUUCUCAGCGAAAAGUUACACAUUGGAAGCUUAGUCGGAGCAAUUGUGAUUGUUAUGGGAUUCUACUCGGUGUUGUGGGGGAAGUCCAAAGAGGAAGAGAAGACGAUCGAGGGCAGCGGGGUUGGUGGGAGCUUGGCAUCCUCAAGCGAGGAGAUUCCUUUGCUCCAAGACAAAGAUCGGAGAGUGUAGAUAUUGUACGUAUUCUAGAUGUUUAAUUAUUCUAUGGGGCCUGAAAAGAUUUAAAUUCGAAGCCUUCUGCUCUGAUUACCAUAUGAGAUUUUGUGGAAUCACUGCUAAUUGUUCUAAAAGAUUAAGUUGGCA